Paramecium sonneborni is the source of this 639-nucleotide messenger RNA. NCBI's taxonomy places the organism in Eukaryota, Ciliophora, Oligohymenophorea, Peniculida, Parameciidae. The record is from the annotation of a GenBank genome assembly.
AUGAAUUAAACAUAUACAUAUAAGGUAAUUUUGGUAGGAGAUAGUAAAGUUGGAAAGACAAGCUUUUUUAUUCGAAUAAUUAAAAAUGUUGCUCCGCGACAACCUUAACCAACAAUCGGGGUUGAAUUUGCAUAAAAAUAGAUUAUUUUUAAAGACUCAAUGAUUAAUUUAAAAAUUUGGGAUACAGGUAUAAAAUAUAUGAUUUAGCUGGAUCCGAGAAAUAUAAGUCCUUAACUUCAAAGUAUUAAUUAUACUAUUUAGUCAUUUUCAUUAAUCAUAAGGAGCAUUAUUGUUUUAUGAUCUUACAGAUUUAUAUACUUAUGAAAACUUAUAAUAUUGGUUGAAAGGUAAUUCUAGUUGAUAAAUGAAGAUAUAUAUAACAAUGCCGAUGAUAGAAUUGUGAUAAUAAUAGUAGGAAAUAAAUUAGACUUAAUUCAUGAAGGAUAGGAAGUCAGAUGCAUAUCAUAAGAAAAGGUUUAGCAAUUUUGUAAAGCUAAGAAUCUGUUCUAUUGUGAAAUAUCAACAAAAACAGGAGAAGGAAUAAAUUAAUUGAUUGAUUUGCUUGCAAUAAAUUUAUAAGCUAGAAAAAUAUAAUAAGAUGUCUAAUAAUAAAGGCCAAGAUAAAAUUGUUGCGGUUGA